GUUUCAACGUUUAGUUGAAAAAUCAACAUGGCGCUGAAACUAUCGGAAAUUUUGCCUGCACCAAGUCAGCGAUAUGACCGAGAAGAUGAUGACCGACAGUACAGAGCUACUUCAGGGAUUACUGCCAUAACAAGUAAAUGGACUGCUCCACCAUAUGGACACAGAAAGGGCUGGGUGCCACGCUCACAGGAUGACUUUGGAGAUGGGGGUGCCUUCCCAGAGAUUGCUGUGGCUCAAUACCCCCUGGAGAUGGGACUAAAGAAGAGCUCUUCUAAUGCUUUACCCACACAACUUGACCCUCAGGGUAAAAUCAAGUAUGAUGCCAUCGCAAAAUACGGACACGGCAGAGACAAGGUUGUCCAUUCCAAGUUCCAGGACCUGGUCCCAAAACAAAUGGAUCAGGACGAUCCAGAAUUGGAGAAACCAAAUGACGAUUCAAUUAGGGAAACAACAGAGAAAACAAGACAAGCUCUUGAGAGACUUGUGUCCACAAAGAUAUCUGCUGCUCUACCUGUCAGGGCUGCAGAAAAACAGGCACCUGCGCAAUAUAUCAGAUAUACCCGAUCACAACAGGGUGUAGCCUUUAACUCCGGGGCCAAACAGAGAAUCAUUAGAAUGGUGGAUGCGCAGAAAGAUCCUAUGGAACCACCGAAAUUCAAAGUAAACAAGAAGAUCCCUCGUGGCCCCCCUUCACCACCAGCUCCUGUGAUGCAUUCCCCAAACAGAAAGGUGACUGUAAAGGAACAACAAGAAUGGAAAAUUCCACCUUGUAUAUCAAACUGGAAAAACGCCAGAGGUUACACCAUUCCUCUGGACAAGAGGUUAGCAGCGGACGGCCGCGGGCUUCAAGGGGUCCACAUCAAUGAAAACUUUGCUAAAUUAGCUGAAGCUUUGUAUAUUGCUGACAGAAAGGCUAGGGAAGCAGUCGAAAUGAGAGCACAGAUUGACAGAAAGAUAGCACAGAAGAAAAAAGAAGAGAAGGAAGGAGUGCUAAGACAGUUGGCCCAGAAAGCUAGGGAGGAGAGAGCAGGCAUAAGGAGGGGUGAUGGUAAUGAUGAUGAGGUAGUAGAAAGAGAUGACAUAAGGAGGGAGAGACAGAAAGACAGACAAAAGGAUCGUAAUUUGUCCAGGGCAGCCCCGGACAAAAGGUCUCGACUACAGAAGGAGCGAGAGCGUGACAUAAGUGAGAAGAUUGCCUUGGGUCUCCCAAACACAGGGGCUGGAGGGUCAGAGAUCCAGUAUGACCAGCGACUCUUUAAUCAGUCCAAGGGGAUGGACAGUGGAUUUGGUGAUGAAGAGGCGUAUAAUGUAUAUGACAAGCCAUGGCGCCAGGAUCAGACCAUAGCAAGUAAUAUCUACAGGCCGUCUAAAAAUUUGGACAAGGACAACUAUGCUGAGGAUCUGGACAAUCUCAUCAAGUCUAACAGGUUUGUUCCGGACAAAGGAUUUGCUGGCUCAGAUCCAAGUCGUAGACGGGAGGGACCUGUACAGUUUGAGCAGGCUGAGGAAGAGGAUCCUUUCGGUCUGGAUCAGUUCUUGAAAAAAGCCAAGCGUGGAGAGAAACGAGGAAAUGAAGAUAACCGAUCUAGUCGUGACUAUGAAGGCAGCAAGAGUAAACACAAGAGGAGAGAAUAGUGAUAGAUAACAGUGAAAUACUAUAAAUAAACAUUUUAAUUCACCCAUUAGCAUGCAGGUGACAGGAGAUCUACACAAGACUUUAUAAAUCAUGUCAUUGCAUACUUGAUGGUAUAGGAAAACAAAUGGACCAUUAGAGAAAAGUUAUUCCUUGUUAGAUAAGAUUGAAGACAAAUACAAAUCUGAGGUACUGACCUAAGAUCUGGGCUUUUUAAACUGUUUAAUAUGUUAACUUUUCAGUUUGAAAUCAAUUUUAGAGUAAUUUAUCAAAUAUCUUUUUUAAAUCUGAGGAAAGCUGAUUUUGUCAUAAUUAUGCUGAAACUUAAUGUAAUAAAAAAAAAUGUGGGAAAACAUGGCUAGUUGAACAGGAAAAGAACAAAUAUUUUAUGUAUGUACAGUGUCUGUUGUGGUAGUACAAAAAUCAGAUUAGGAAAGCAAGAUAAACAACUAAAAUAUUCCUGUGAACAUGAUAAUCUGUUGUGAAAAUGCUUAUGUGAGGGAGUUGUUGUAACCGUAAACCCUUUCACCACUGUAGACUGUCGUGGACUCAACCAGAUCAGUGCAUGGUAGAGUUUACUGAAGUUACAUAGGGGUGAAAGGGAUAACUAUGUGUUUAUAAGAAAUAUUCAUUGACCUGAAAUAAAGGUAUAGUGUAUUUGUCAGUAAUAUCACAUUGUAUUGUAUGUUCACUUUCCAGAAAAAGAGUAUAGACAUUUCUAUUGCCUCAAUGGUCCCGAGUUCUCAUCCAAAUUAAUAACAACCAGCGAUUCAACAUUACAGUGUACUAUAGGUUGUUAAGACAAUUGGCCAGUUCAAGUCACAUGGGAUCAAUAAUGAGUUAUAUGUAACUGAAUAUGGACUUAAAUGGUAGUUGCAACAUUUUUCUCUGUCAAAAAGUUAAAAUGUAUAAUAUGUGAUUUGUCAGUGACUGAAUAGAAUAAAGAGUAUGUGUAAAUACAGCUGUA
This is a messenger RNA of Mizuhopecten yessoensis (Yesso scallop), 2600 nucleotides long. Its product is annotated as SNW domain-containing protein 1-like. The record is from RefSeq and is a predicted model, not a curated record. The transcript is spliced from 14 exons. Lineage: Eukaryota; Metazoa; Mollusca; Bivalvia; Pectinida; Pectinidae. Gene Ontology annotation, cellular component: spliceosomal complex. Bases 28 to 1635 code for a protein of 535 amino acids. Gene Ontology annotation, biological process: mRNA splicing, via spliceosome.